UAUGAAGCAUGAUCCAUCAGUAUUAUGAAACCCGAUCGUACGUAUGAACGUAGAUGUCUGAUGUGAUGAGUAGCAGCAGAAAAAAAAGGAAGUCAAAUUAUUGUGUUACUUUGUUGGUUUGCUUUCAUUUAAUAUUUGUAUUGACUUUGUUUCUGGUAUCCUUAGAGGUGGACUGACCCAAGGCUAACGUGGAAUCCAGAAGAGUUUUCUGAUAUCCAGGAAGUUAGUCUACCAGCUACAAAUUUGUGGAUUCCAGAUGUAGGCGUUAUGAAUGGCAAGGCAUCGACAGAUUUCGAUUUCAGUGCAGGAGUUAGGGGACGCGUAACUGUGAAUAAAGAGGGAUCAGUCACUUGGCUUCAUGGUGCAGUACUGGAUGUGACAUGUCCAUUGGAUGUAUCAUUUUUCCCUUUCGAUUAUCAAACAUGUUUCCUGAUUAUUGUUCCCUGGCAAAGUGGUGAACAACAGUUACUUCUGCAUCCAUUUACACAUGGUUCAGCUGUAGAUAAUAGCUACUUACCCAAUUCCAAUGUUAGUGAGUGGGAGAUACAGUCAGUGCAUUUUGUACGCAAAAAAUAUCGUAGUGAUCUCAAUGUUACGUAUCAGUACGUGAGUAUUGCAAUCCAUUUAAAACGUCAACCGUUGUAUUUUAUUGUACUUGUGCUUGUUCCAUUCUCAAUGUUAUCCGCUCUUGCCUGUUUGAUAUUCACUCUGGACGACACCGGAGAUCGGCUGUCAGUUGCACUUUCUUUAGUUCUCAGUAUGACUAUGUAUGUGGUCAUUGUUUCGACGAAUGCACCAAGAUCAAUGAGAACUUUACCCGUUUUAGGUAUUUUUCUUCUUGACCAACUUGGCCUUUUAAGCAUUGCAACUAUACUCGCCGUAAUGAACAAUAAACUGUAUCAAUCAACCGAAUUAGUUAAUUGGCAAGACUUUAUUUACGCAAUCUCAGGUACUGGACAAGGUAAACGGCGUACCAGUGAUCCAUAUUCAGAUUACUUUUACCUCAAUAGACAUGCACACGAUAAUCAUAUUCACAAUAAUGAUAAUAAGAACAUAUACUCAUUUAGUUACAUGAGUAAACAAAACAAAAAGUCCAGAUCAUCAUCAUCAUCACAACCACAACAACAUACAGAUCAUUUACCGGAAAAAAACACGUUAUACAAUCAAAACUAUUUUGGAAAAUACUGCAAACCAGUAAGACUUUUAUCUCGUAAGAACAGCACUUCAACUAAGCCAACUAGUAACAAUAAUAAUAAAAAUAAGAAUCAUAAAAAUCAUUACUUACACAUGCUUCAGGAAGGUGGACAUUUUGUGGAUUAUUGUGACUCUGAGUAUAUUCUGAAUUCAAAUAGCUUUCCAUCAGAUGCUAAGUUUCGUUCUGCAGAUCCUGAUUCUGAUAGUCCGAUAGGACAAGCACGGAAAGUAGCAAGACCUACGACUAUGAAUACAACCAGUACCAAUAUUAUUCACAAUAUCAAUACUAUUAAUAACAGUAUUGAGAGUGACAAUAACACUGGUACAAAUAAACAAGCCUCCAAACUCUAUGACUACAGAAUGGUGCAACAAAAAAUGAAUGACAAUGACAUGCUAAAUAAGUCUUAUCAUGCGAUGAAAGACAAAUCUAAGGUAAGCCUUUCAGACAGGUCACCUUGGAUAGAACAUUUACCAAUGUCCUUUGAUCAAAUAACUAAACAAAAAUAUCUGAUGAAGGCAGCCUAUAAAUAUUCCUCACCAUCAUCCAGUGGAAGUUCUUCCAGUGAUGAUAAGGAUGAUGAUUUUGAUUUCGAUUAUAACGAUGAAGAUAAUAACGGUGGUAGUAAUGGAGCGGUGGAUAGCGACGCUUCAGAAAGAAUGUUUCAGACGACUGUGACAGCGACUGCUGCAGCUGCUUUGGCAGCCACUCAUGUCCUUGCAUCAGGUUAUUGUGCAAAUAAUCAAACUGCGGCACAUUUGAAGAUCUGCGGUGGAAAAGUUAACAAUAAAACAAACAAAAAUGACCCACUCAGUACAACUAAUCUUUCCGACAUAACUAGAUCAAAGAAAUAUUCAGGAAGUGCCUUUCCAGUUCAGACAAAGAAUUAUGAUCAUAUUAAUUCAAGAUUAGCGGCUCAUGCAGCAAUAAAUGCAGCAUAUGAAGCCGCUGCACAAACUUAUCAGCUAAGUAAACACCCCGCUAGAAAUCAUUGCUAUUCUAGAUAUUCCCAACCACCAAAGUACAGUAGACGUUAUAGCAAGCGUUUACCAAAGUGUAACUGCUCUGAUUACUAUACUGAUCAUUCCAACCAGCCUAAUCUUUAUCCAUACCGUAAACUUGCCUCACGCUUAGACUGUAUUCAGAUGAUAACUUAUCUUUUCCUAUCUACGAUAAACGCUAUUGCUUGUCUGAUACUUAUGCCUAAAUAUUCACAGGAUUCUAACCCACCUGCUCAUUUAAUCUCUUAAGAAAAAAUGUAUUUCUUAACUGAUUUUUGCGGUAAUCCAUGAUUAAAACGGAAGUUGUACCAGAGAAUUACAAUAAGCAGUUCUCCUUUGCUUAAUCUGUUAUCUGUUUUACGGGUAGGACACAGGAACUAUUGAGAGCAAUGGGAAUUUUAAUAUCUGGAGUAAGCCAAUAAUAUUUAUUUUUUUAACUAGUCAUCACUAAUCAACUAUUGUGAAAUCAUCGCAUUCCAACCCAGUGACUGAAAGCAACGUACUACAUAUGAGGAGGUCUGAUGAUCCUGAGUUUGAUUAUCAAAUUAUCAAGACCUGUUGAUUUGGUCAGUCUGCAAACUAAGACUUCAGGAUUGAACGGUUAUCUUCGAUUCUUAAUAGUCUCCAUGAUAAUACUCGUUCGUGUAAAUUAGCUCUAAAAUAUACUGUCUAACUAACUCGCUAAGCGAAUUAUUUUCCUGUCAAUUAUUGACUGUUAGUGUUGUGUUUGUCACUAUAAUCUUCUUAUUAAUUCCUAAUUUGAUGUCUCUAACUUCAAGCUUUUUGUACACUGAAAUUUAUAAUAAUAAAUAUAUCAUGCUACCUUGUAUAGGUUUGGGGAAUAAUAAUUUACCACAUG
Molecule: messenger RNA, 3052 nt
Organism: Trichobilharzia szidati
Lineage: Eukaryota; Metazoa; Platyhelminthes; Trematoda; Strigeidida; Schistosomatidae
Source: the annotation of a GenBank genome assembly